Molecule: messenger RNA, 1962 nt
Organism: Diaporthe batatas
Lineage: Eukaryota; Fungi; Ascomycota; Sordariomycetes; Diaporthales; Diaporthaceae
Exons: 5
Coding region: 1-1962 (653 amino acids)
Molecular function (GO): zinc ion binding; metalloendopeptidase activity
Source: RefSeq, a predicted model, not a curated record
AUGCAGUCACUCGUUCUCCUCGGCCUGUUGGGCAGUUCUGCCCUUGCACAUCCAGCUGUUCAAAGUGCCAACAAGAAGACGUGGAAGCCGACGCUGUCCAAAAGAUUGGUCGAUCUUGACCAGUUUCGCCCAGGCACUGUUGCUAGCUACGUCAAUGCAACUGAGACUAGCUCCAGUCCAGAGACAAAGCUGAUCAAGCGUGAUGACUUCGUUGCCACUGCCACCGCACUCGUGAAGUCUAAAGUCCCUGAUACCGAGUUCCGGGUCUAUGAUAGCUACAUCAGCACAAACGGCAUUGGUCAUGUCUACUUCCGACAGACAAUAUUUGGCCUCGACGUUGACAACACCGAUUUCAACGUGAACAUCGCAAAGGACGGCUCAAUCUUCUCCCAUGGCAACAGCUUCUACACUGGGGCUCUGCCAGAGAGUAGCCCCUUGAUGAAGCGUGGCUUCAAGGACCCAGUGGCUGCUCUCAACGCCGCCAACUCCAUUCUGCAGCUGGACGUCAAGGCCGAUGGCGCUACUGCUGAAGCCAAGGACGGAGUUGAGACGUACAACAUCGUUGGCACAACGGGAGCCCAGUCCGACCCCGAGGCCCGUCUGCUGUACUUUGUCAAGGACGACGGAACCCUGGCACUGACGUGGAGAAUCGAGACUGACAUCUCGAGUGAUUGGUUACUGUCAUAUGUCGACGCUGAGACGGCCGAAAAGGUCCACGGUGUGGUCAACUACGUCGCCAGAGCCCAUGAGAAGUUGGUUCCCAAGCAGGCCGAUAUCAGCGCCACUUACCUGGUCUAUCCGUGGGGUGUCAACGACCCUGACGAGGGCAGCCGUGAGGUGGUCAAGGAUCCCUGGGUUCUCAAAGACUCACCCUUCACCUGGCACAAUGAUGGUACCAAGACUUAUGACACAACCUGGGGAAACAACGCUGCUGCCCAAGUUAACCCAACUGGUGCUACCUGCGAUACCUGCUACACGGGCAACUACCGCCCGGAGUCUCCCAAUUUCGACUUCGAGUAUGACUACUCCCCAUCCAUGGCUGACCCAGAGAGCUAUUACAACGCAUCGGUCACACAGCUGUUUUACUCGGUGAACACAUACCACGACCUACUUUACGAGCUUGGCUUCACUGAGUCGACGUACAACUUCCAAACCAGCAACGAUGGAAAGGGAGGCCAGGGCAGUGAUUUUGCAAUUGUCAAUGCCCAAGACGGGGCUGGAACUAACAAUGCGGACUUCAGCACACCUGCAGAUGGUCGCCCAGGCCGUAUGCGCAUGUAUUUGUGGACAGAGAGUACUCCAGUCCGCGACUGUGCGUUCGAGGCCGGAGUGGUCAUCCACGAGUACACCCACGGCGUUUCCAACCGGCUGACCGGCGGUGGCACUAACACCAGGUGUCUGACUGGUGUCGAGUCUGGUGGUAUGGGUGAAGGCUGGGGAGACUUCAUGGCAACUGCAAUUCGUCUGAAGGAAACCGACACGAGAGCAACAGACUACUCUAUGGGCGCGUGGGUCUACAACAACCCUGCCGGGAUAAGGGCGUACCUGUUCAGCACUGACAUGACGACAAAUCCUUACACCUACACGAGCGUCAACGGAAAGACCGAGGUUCACAGCGUCGGCACCAUCUGGACCACAAUCCUCUACGAGGUCCUCUGGAACCUGAUCGAUAAGCACGGCUUCAACGCCGCCGCUAAGCCGACUUUCGACAGUGCUGGCGUGCCUACUGAUGGACGGUACCUUGCCAUGAAGCUCGUCAUCGACGGCAUGUCUCUGCAACCUUGUAACCCAACCAUGGUCUCGGCCCGAGACGCCAUCAUCGACGCUGACUUGGCUCUGACCGGUGGUGCGAACGCCUGUGAGCUUUGGACCGGAUUCGCUAAGCGUGGCCUGGGCCAGGGUGCAGUGUACAACUCCUCGAGGAGGACUGAGAGCUUCGUCGUUCCCAGCGGCGUUUGCUAG